Acanthochromis polyacanthus (spiny chromis) is the source of this 3100-nucleotide messenger RNA. RefSeq names its product FSHD region gene 1 (gene frg1). The transcript is spliced from 9 exons. NCBI's taxonomy places the organism in Eukaryota, Metazoa, Chordata, Actinopteri, Pomacentridae. Bases 88 to 852 code for a protein of 254 amino acids. Gene Ontology annotation, molecular function: actin filament binding. The record is from RefSeq and is a predicted model, not a curated record. Gene Ontology annotation, cellular component: striated muscle dense body; catalytic step 2 spliceosome; nucleolus.
GCCUCCACGUUUGCCGUAGUUGUGUAAAUACGCGACACACCGCUCAGUGUUUACUGUUAGCACUAACUGUUUAAGCUGGGUUAGGAAAUGGCUGAAUAUUCACACGUAAAGUCAACGAAACUGGUUUUGAAAGGUCUUAACAAAGGGAAAAAGAAGAAGCACAAAGAUAAGAAAAGAAAAGCAGAUGAAGAAGAAAAAGUUGAUAUUGUUGGUGGUUGGUGGUCUGUUAAUAGCUUUGGGGAAAUUACAGGAACAGUUGCCAUAGAGAUGCAGAACAACUCCUACAUCCAUGCCCUGGAUACGGGACUCUUCACAGUUGGUGCGCCACACAAAGAUGAUGAAGGACCAGACCCUCCAGAGCAGUUUACCGCCAUCAAGCUGUCAGACACACGGGUAGCGUUGAAAUCUGGAUAUGGGAAGUACCUGGGCAUCAACUCUGAGGGUUUGGUGGUGGGACGAUCCGAUGCCAUUGGCUCCAGGGAACAAUGGGAACCAGUCUUCCAGGAUGGCAAAAUGGCUCUCCUGGCAGCAAAUAGCUGUUUCAUCUCCUACAGUGACAGUGGGGACAUUGUGGCCAAGAGCAAGUCAGCAGGGGAUGGUGAGAUGGUGAAGAUCCGAACCAGUGCGGAACGAGAGGUCAAGCGUAAGGACGACAUCGCAGACGAGGACAGGGGCAACGUGAAAUCCUGUGAGAUCAAUUACGUGAAGAAGUUUCAGAGUUUUCAAGAUCGGCGGCUCAGGAUUAAUGAGGAAGACUCCACCACGCUAAAGAAAGCCAGAAUGGAUGGAAAAUUCCACGAAACUUUGCUUGACAGGAGAAGCAAGAUGAAAGCAGACAGGUACUGCAAAUGAACACUUGUGGACUGCUGCUAUGCCUCAGUAAAUGUCCUGACUUGUAGAGGUGAUCAUGUAAAUGUGGCUUUUCAUAUGGUUGUUUUUUGGGAGUUUUUUUUUUUUGUAUUUUAAAUAAACAUUUAAUGGUCAAAAUCGGUUUUGCCAAUUAGUUUUUAAUAUUCUACAGCCAAUUCACGUUCACCUUUGAGCUGACUCAUGAAUUCCAGGUGACCCAGUUGCCGGCUUGGUGUAAAUAAUUAACCUUAGAUUUGACUUUACCCUGAAGGAAGUGUUUGUUGAAACGUUUACAGGAUGCAGUGUGUUUUUAGAAUGCCUCUCCAACAGUUUAAAGUGAUGUAUGGUGACUGCAGAUUGGUGGAGAGGCAUUCAAAUGGACACCCAGAGCCCCAGAGACAGAGUGUAAGAAUACAAAGAGCAACAGCAGUGCUACAGAGGGAGCUGCGAUGUUUACGGCCAAUGAGCAGCGCUUACUACUAGAAACAAAGAAAGAAUCCAGGAGCCGCCAUGACUGACAAAGAACAAGUACAUGGGUUUGCUUCCUUAUUUAUACUUUUACAUAAUUCACAACACAUUCACCAACUAACCACAUGUAAGUUUACUUUAUUACUCCACCAAGGAGUGACGAUCAGCGUUGGUUUAUCCGUCUGUCUGUCUGUCAGCCACAUUACUCAACAGACUGACGGAUUUGAAUGAAAUUUUCAGGGAAGGUCUGAAAUGACAACGACCAAGUGAUUAGACUUUGACGGUGGUGCGACGUAUAGUCUGGAUUCAUAGAUUUGCCAAAGAUUUUGGUAUCAUUGUUGAGAAAAAAAAAUACAUAUGUCGGCGCUGUAUUCUUAGAUCUAAAAAAAGCGUUUGACACAGUUAAUCAUCGUAUUCUAUUAAGCAAAUUAACACACUUUAACUUUUCAGCAGAUUCACUUGCUUGGUUUCAAUCCUAUCUAGCAAACAGGAAACAGUGUGUUCAUAUAAAGGGAGUACAGUCCCAGUGCCUCAGCAGUGAUGUUGGUGUCCCCCAAGGUUCCGUAAUAGGUCCUUUACUUUUUUCGUUAUACAUCAAUGAUUUACCAGAUGUUUGCCCUGAGCUUGAUAUGUUGAUGUAUGCUGAUGAUGCUGUGUUGUUCACUUAUGGUAUAAAUAUCCAGACCAUCACUGCAAAUCUUACAGAAGGUCUUAACAGAGUACAUCUCUGCCUUAGGCAAAAUUGUCUUUUGCUGAAUUCCAAAAAGACAGUCUGUAUGAUUUUCAGUAAACAAAAAGUAAAACAAGACCGAUCUAAUGUAUUUCUGAAUGGAGAGGAGUUGGAAUUAGUAACCCAUUUUAAAUAUCUUGGGGUCAUAUUAGAUUCCAACCUCACAUUCAAAAAACAUGUGAAAAAGGUUGCAAAUACCAUCAGAUUUAAUUUACAAAACUUUAAACAAAUCAGACCAUUCAUCCUACAGAGGCAGCUAAGUCCUACCUUCAUUGUAUGAUGUUUUCUCACAUUGAAUACUGUUUCACAGUCUGGUCCUUUGCUGGUGUUAAUGCACUUAAACCAAUAGAGCAGCUUUUUAAAAAAGCUAUUAAGAUACUUGAUCAAAAACCUCAGUCAUUUCAUAUAUGUGUUCUAAUAGAGAAAUACAAGUUUUUAACAUUUGACAGUUUUAAAAUCUUUAAAAAUAAUUGUCUCAUAUAUAGAGUUCUGAAUGGCUUAGCCCCGCCACCACUUAAUGGAUUUAUUAAACAAAAGUCCAGCUUCAAGAACACUCGCUCCACAGUAAGGGGGGACUGUGAAGUGCAAUAUCGUGGUUGUGAAUUCUCAAAAAAUGUACUAUCCAUUAAGGGCUGCUCCAGUUGGAACGAUCUACCGAUGACAGUUAGAGAAAGUACCACCUAUGUCUCUUUUAAGAGGCAACUUAAAGAAUGGCUGUUACAGAAACACUCUUGUGACCAUUAGAGAGUCAUUCAGAAAGUUACAAGAGCAUGUCAGUUUUAAAAUGAUAGGAUGAUGCGUGUAUGAGUGAGAGAGAAAAGUGUAGGUUGUGGUUGAAUGUUUAGUUUAGUUUUUAUAUUGUAUCUUUGUCCUGUCUUGUUUUGUUUUUUUUUGCUUAAUGUCCUGUAUGUUCUUGUUUUGGUGGUAUGUCUUUUACCCCAUGGGACAACAGAUGGAAAUUAGCCUUGAGCUAAAUCUGGCAUAUUUACAUUACUGUAUGUUCAUUAAUAUGCACUGUCCCAUUCAAAUAAAAUAAUAAAUGAAAUGAAAUGA